Prunus dulcis (almond) is the source of this 381-nucleotide messenger RNA. RefSeq names its product ABC transporter E family member 1-like. The coding region runs from base 1 to 381 and encodes 126 amino acids. Gene Ontology annotation, molecular function: iron ion binding; ATP binding; ribosomal small subunit binding. The transcript is spliced from 2 exons. NCBI's taxonomy places the organism in Eukaryota, Viridiplantae, Streptophyta, Magnoliopsida, Rosales, Rosaceae. The record is from RefSeq and is a predicted model, not a curated record. Gene Ontology annotation, biological process: ribosomal subunit export from nucleus; translational initiation; translational termination.
AUGCAGGGGAAAGAUGAGAGGGGUGUGAUCGAAGAACUCAUUGUUGAUCUUGAGCUAAACCAGGUUGUGGGGAGUUUCAGAGAUUCGCCAUUGCUUUUGUUGCCAGGCAAAGCAGAUAUAUACAUGUUUGAUGAACCUUCAAGUUAUCUUGAUGUGAAACAAAGGCUUAAAGCAGCCAAAGUCAUCCGAUCUUUGAUCAGGCCUGAUAGCUAUGUAAUCGAUGUGGAGCAUGAUUUAAGCGUCCUAGAUUACUUAUCAGAUCACAUUUCUUGUUCAUAUGGGAAGCCGCCUGGUGCAUUUGGAGCUGUAACCCUACCCUUCUCAGUUAGAGAAGGAUUGAUAACCUUGGACUUAUGUUGGGUUCGGCAUGGAUCUAAUUGA